CAUAUCGCAUGUCAUUGUAUUCCUUUCGACACAAACCGUUGAACUUUGAAAUCCUUAACAAUUUUUCAAAAGAUAAAUGAAAGCUAUAAAAGGCACGUUCUUUGCCAAGAAAUGAACAGUUUCCUUCGGUAUCUCGAAUAAAACGGAUAUCCUUUGCUUUUGUUCGCUGUUCAAUUUAAUAGAACGUACGAAAAGUAUAAAUCUUCGGUUCUUAUUUCUUGGAUAAAAAAAGUGAUUUCGGAGGCAUUGUGCUGUUGAAAAAAAUACAAAAAAAAAUAUUAUAAAGGUAUAACCAAAAAAAAGGUGUCAGUGUCUUCUAAGAUUUAAAGUGCUAUCCCAGGCAUUGUGUGGAAAUACUUUGUCGCAUAAAAAAGGAUUAAUUUGUUUUCAGAUAAUACAGGUGACAACCAGAGUUAGAGAUACUUAUAAUCUGAUAUUCACCCUCGCAGGAUAUCUAUGAAUUGCUUUCGUGUUAAAUUUAAUAAACAUUAAAUCAAUUGAUUGUCUGUUUGGAAUUAAUUUAACAAAAAAAAAAAAACAAAAAAAACAACUUCACCGAAUCAACACCCGAAGAGGGUGAGAACAACAACAAUAACAAGAAGCUAAUAGACAAGAGAAGAAGAAUAAGUGAACGUUUUUGAAGAUGUAUGGAAUGUUAUUGGAAAGUGUUCAGCAUUACGUGCAGGCUGAAUAUGGACCGGAUAUAUGGAAGCAAGUCUGCCAAAUUGUUGAUUGCAAGCACAGUUCAUUCAAAACUCAUCAGUUGUACCCCGAUCAUCUAAUGCCAGACCUUGCUUCAGCCCUUUCCGCUUGUACAGGAGAAUCUUUUGAUUCAUGCAUGAAUUUUUAUGGAAGAUGUUUUGUAAGGUUCUUCAGUAAUUUUGGUUACGACAAAAUGAUUCGUGCAACAGGUCGUUUCUUCUGCGAUUUCUUGCAAUCCAUUGACAACAUUCAUUUACAAAUGCGAUUCACUUAUCCCAAAAUGAAAAGUCCUUCUAUGCAACUGACUCACAUGGACGAAAAAGGAGCUAUGAUUGUGUACCGAAGUUCAAGGACUGGUUUGUCAAAGUAUCUAAUUGGACAGAUGACAGAAGUAGCAGAGGAAUUCUAUGGACUCAGGAUAAAGGCCUACGUGACUGAAAGUCAAAAUGACAUAACUGGAGGCACUGCUGGACCAAUAAAAUUGACCGAUACUCCCAAGACUGUUAUUGUUAAAUACAGAAUCGAUUUUGAUAAUGCUGAUUAUAUGGCAACAAGGGUGAAUGUCAUGGCGCAUCCUUCUCAACUGUGCUUGCCACAUGUUGAUUUGAAUAUAUUCCUGGAGCUUUUUCCUUUCACAUUGGUUUUGAAUCCCCAAAUGGAGAUUACACACGCUGGUGAAAAGGUUAUUGAGAUGUGGAUACUUCAUAAUCCUGGAAAACCACCAAAAAGUUUCAUUGGCUCCAAAAUAACAGAACAUUUUACUUGUCGUCGCCCAAAGGGUACACCCUUUGAAUGGCAAGUUAUUCGACAAAUGAAAACGGUUUUGUUCGAAUUGAUGUUAAUUCGAACGGGCAAAAGCAAGACUGCAGAUUUGCAAGCGGCGGUUUUGAAUGCUGAAUCAGAUAUGUACGAUGAAUUGUCAUUACAAGCAUAUAAUUAUAUGAGAGGUGCUGAGGAGGAUGAUGAUGAUGAAGAGGAUGCAGCUGGCGAUCGAAAGGCUUCGCAGGGUACUAAAGGAAUUUUACUUAAAGGACAGAUGUUUUAUAUUACGGAUAUGGAUUCACUUAUUUAUCUUUGCAGUCCACUCAUUGAAAACCUUGAUGAACUCCAUGGAGUUGGCUUAUACCUUAACGAUCUGAAUCCGCACGGCUUGAGCAGGGAAUUAGUUAUGGCUGGAUGGCAACAUUGCUCCAAAUUGGAAAUUAUGUUUGAAAAGGAAGAACAGCGAUCUGAUGAGUUGGAGAAAUCCCUCGAGCUAGCUGAUUCAUGGAAGAGACAAGGAGAUGAACUACUUUAUUCAAUGAUUCCACGACCUGUAGCCGAACGCAUGCGACGCGGUAUUGAUCCAAUGGCCUCAUGUCAAAGUUUCGAAGAAGUUUCCGUCAUAUUCGUGGAAGUCAUGAACGUCUAUACAAAUUCCAAUAAAAUCCAAGAUGCAAUGUCGGCCGUAAAUACCCUGAAUACCGUAUUCUCAGCAUUUGAUGAGGAAAUUAUUUCGCCAUUGGUGUACAAAGUGGAAACAGUUGGAAUGAUUUAUAUGGCAGUGAGUGGAGCUCCAGAUAUAAAUCCAUUGCAUGCCCAACAUGCUGCCGAUUUGGCUCUAAGAAUAACAAAGAAAAUUAAAGGAUUGGGAUUGCCGGAGGUUGCCAUAAAAACUGGAAUCCAUUCGGGUCCAGUUGUUGCUGGUGUUGUUGGACUUAAAGUACCGAGGUAUUGUUUGUUUGGUGAUGCUGUGAAUACAGCCUCGCGAAUGGAAAGCAGUGGAGAGCCGUACAAAAUUCAAGUUUCCAAUUAUACGGCUAGCAAGAUUCGACCACAUGGUUAUAUUGUGGAAUCUCGUGGAUAUGUUAAAGUUAAAGGUAAAGGAGAAAUGGAAACAUUUUGGUUACUUGCUGGACCAGACGAAGAAGGUGCGGAACAACAAAAAUAAAUACAUAAUGUUAGUUUUGGGAAUGAGUAAAUUGAAUUGAGUUUAAGGGAAACAAAAUUGUGAUGUUAAUAAGAAAAUAAAGUGCAUAUAAAAUCUGUUUGUAUAGAAUGA
Messenger RNA from Episyrphus balteatus (marmalade hoverfly), 2743 nucleotides. RefSeq names its product soluble guanylate cyclase 89Da-like. Gene Ontology annotation, biological process: cGMP biosynthetic process; response to oxygen levels; nitric oxide-cGMP-mediated signaling. The coding region runs from base 644 to 2632 and encodes 662 amino acids. Lineage: Eukaryota; Metazoa; Arthropoda; Insecta; Diptera; Syrphidae. The transcript has 12 exons. Gene Ontology annotation, molecular function: oxygen sensor activity; heme binding; guanylate cyclase activity. The record is from RefSeq and is a predicted model, not a curated record. Gene Ontology annotation, cellular component: guanylate cyclase complex, soluble.